GGGUACAGACGAACACGGAGAAGACGUAACUUGACAACAAUAAUAAUAUAUAGCUCAGUAGUAUUAUUAUUAUUAUUAUUAUUAUUAUUAUUAUUAUUAUUAUUAUUAUUAUUAUUAUUAUUAUUAUUAUUAAUGUCGUCUUGUACUAACCAGGAAGUGCAGUUGACAGUGCAGUAAUGUCACAUUUAUUGCUGCUGUUAACUAAAAGGAGUAUGGGUCGAGUAUCUGAGUUUUAUAAGCUUUGGAAUGCCCCUCGUUAUGACCUCAGUCAGAAGCAGCUUGUGUCUUUUUUCACUCCGAUCCAAGCUGGGAAGCUCUGUGGAGCAGCACGGUCACUCCAUUACGUGGGCUGCAGAAGCCUGUCCACCACCUCUGAUUCACAGGACCCUUCUAACUGUGCAACCAGCCAGGGAAGGACUCAUGUGGAGGGGGAUUCUAGAACUGAGGGAGACCCAAAACACAACAGCGCACCCCUGGGCCCCCCUCCACCUCCUCCCAUGCACUGCUGUAUGAGUGGCUGCACGAACUGCGUGUGGAUUCCCUACACAGAGGAGCUCAUGAAAUAUUACCGAGACGGCGGAGAGAAGGCUCUGGCAGCAAUAGAGGAACACGUCAGGGACGAAAACAUCAAAGCGUUUUUAAAAAUGGAGAUUAGAAUGAUGAGUGUAAAAUAAAACAGCAGCAAGGAUCAAGUCGCUGUCUCCAGCUUGUGAAACAACAAAAAUCCUAAGUCAAAUUACAGCAGGGACCGAAAAAAUGAUGUUUUGCAAGAUGAUAAUCAGAGAGAGUCAUUUGUACAAUUGCUGUUCCAUUUAUAAAAGUCGGUCUACCUGAAACUUUUAAAAUUAGACUUGAAAUAGCAUUGGACAUUGGACCCAAACGGAUUAGGACAACACUGGGUACUUCUGAAUAUUCAGGUCUAUGUUCCUGUACUAUUUAUAUGAAUGCUGUGUUAAAUUACUGUGACUUUUUUGCUGGCUUCCACUGGAACCAUACAUUAAAAAAUAUAUCAUGUGUGUACACUACUGAAAUCAAUAUUUUAUUCCA
Molecule: messenger RNA, 1047 nt
Organism: Acipenser ruthenus (sterlet)
Lineage: Eukaryota; Metazoa; Chordata; Actinopteri; Acipenseriformes; Acipenseridae
Product: oxidoreductase-like domain-containing protein 1
Exons: 2
Coding region: 177-674 (165 amino acids)
Cellular component (GO): mitochondrion
Source: RefSeq, a predicted model, not a curated record